AUGGCGAUGCCCGCCGGGUGCAAGUACACGCCCAAGGAGGAGGUUCUUGUCGGAAAUGUGCUGAGGAGGAAGGUGCGCGGGGAGCCGCCGGAUCCUGCUGCCGCCGACUGCAUCAGAGAAGCCGACGUAUACGGCCACCACCCGGCGCAGCUCACCGCUCUCUUCCCGCCCACGAAUCAAGGACCCCACGAGUGGUUCUUCUUCAGCUGGUGCAAAGUCAAGGGCAAGAGAGCCCGCUGCGGAGGCCGAGAUGAUCACCAAGAAGCACGGCGCGGGGACGGAUUCAAGAGGGGGAGGAAGGAGAGGUCGGUGCGUGAUGCCGGAGGCGCAGGGAUCGGGCAGUGGAGGUCCACGCAGGCCGCCAAGAGAGUGAUUCAAAUCGACGUCUCGGGCUGUGUCGUCACGGUCGGAUACCAUCAGAAUUUUGAGUUCCGCGACAGCAAGAAGCAAAAGACCGAUUGGCUCAUGGAAGAGUACGGCCUCCUCCCGUCCUCCGGCGGAGCCGAGGCCGCAGGCCGCGAUGACAAGGAGCAGGUGAUCUGCAAGAUCUACAAGACGCCCGCUGCAAGACGCGCCGAGGCGAAACAAUCUCUGGCGCCGGCUACCCUUCCGCCGCGGGUGUCGCUGCACCUCUGCCCUUCCCAGCCCGAACUGCCCCAGCAGCGCCGUCCUCGGCUUCAACCCCAGCUGUCGCCACCACCUUGGCCUGCGCUGCCGCCCCUGCUGCCCGCUUCUUCAGUACCUGAUGUGUCGCAGCCGCAACUGUCGCCCACUUCUUGGCCUGUUGGAACGCCGUUGUGGCCUCCUCAGCGCGAGCUGAUGGUGCAGCCACUAAUUUCUAUGCAGCUAGACGUGCCAUGGCACGACAGCAUGAUGGCCGCACGCGACCGUACACCCUUUUGCCCUCUCGAUCGAGAUCAGCCUGACGUUCCACACGGUGCAGUGGUUUAUCCGGAGCUUUACGAAGCGGUCGCAACCUACGUCGGUGGCGGUCAGAUGUGGACUACCUCGCAGAUUCCCCAGUGCACUACUACGGAUGUAUCCGAUCAUCACACGUAUGACGGUAACGUGCUCUUCCAGCACUCCGACCGACAGCAACAGCAGCAGCAGCAGCAACACACUGAACCAAUUGCUAGUGCAGCAGCGCAGGUAGAAGGUAGUACUACUCCUGAUGAUCAAUCUGCAGCUGUCGGAGCGGAGGGUGAAGCGGAGAAGGAUCUUGGGGCGUUCCUUCAAUCUGUUCCUACGGAGCAGCCCCCGGUGUCGUCCGACCAUGCGCGCUACCUAGACGAGUCCCUCUACAUGGUCCACGAUGGCUCCCUGUUUGCCGAGAUGCCUACCAUCGAUAUCGGCGUCGACGACUACUUGAUUAGCGAUGGCCUCGACUUUUUGGAUAUCUGA
Molecule: messenger RNA, 1401 nt
Organism: Ananas comosus (pineapple)
Lineage: Eukaryota; Viridiplantae; Streptophyta; Magnoliopsida; Poales; Bromeliaceae
Exons: 1
Coding region: 1-1401 (466 amino acids)
Biological process (GO): regulation of DNA-templated transcription
Molecular function (GO): DNA binding
Source: RefSeq, a predicted model, not a curated record